Molecule: messenger RNA, 2289 nt
Organism: Sphaerodactylus townsendi
Lineage: Eukaryota; Metazoa; Chordata; Lepidosauria; Squamata; Sphaerodactylidae
Exons: 7
Coding region: 1-1374 (457 amino acids)
Biological process (GO): regulation of transcription by RNA polymerase II
Cellular component (GO): nucleus; transcription regulator complex
Molecular function (GO): RNA polymerase II cis-regulatory region sequence-specific DNA binding; DNA-binding transcription factor activity, RNA polymerase II-specific
Source: RefSeq, a predicted model, not a curated record
AUGCGAGAUGCACCACCAAGGCUGACGAAGGCCGCCGCAUGCACCCCUAUCCAGCCCCGCUCUGCCGGGCCCCACCACCAGCUAAGAAGAGGAGGCCUGACAGAUGAUCCUGCGUUUGACUCCCUGGAAUAUUCAUCAAGCGAAGCAGGCUGUGAAGCCGGAGUCACGCUGUGGGUGAAGACCCCGCUGCGAAUUGCUUUUAAAAAUCUCAUGCUUGUCUUCACCCUAAUGGCCGAGUCUGUCUUGCGCUUCAUGCCACACUCUUGCCGCCGCCACCAUAGAGUUAGAGUCAAACCCACUAAACUUUCAGCUAACAAGACCCUGCUCCAGGGGAGCCACAGUCAAUGUCUGGGGCUGACCCCAGCAGAAUCGGUGGGUGGCUCAGAUUCACCCGAAAGGAACCAAGGGCUCCCCAUUCACCUGUCCGGCCUUUCCUUUGCAGGUUCAAACAGACAUCAACGGCAUGCGAAGACUGUGCCGGCCAGGCCUCCUAGCCGGAGAAUCAAGCCCAGCAUUUCGGAAGAAGCGGCCGAGAAAGGGAGCCAUCUCCAAUGCCGCUCGGCGCUGGCGGCCGUUCCCACAGAGCGUGCAGCUCUUUUGGGAUGCGCCCGCACACCUUUGUCCUUCACCUUGCCUUUGAAAACUCUUUGUUGUGUCUUUAAUCUCUCCGGGGGAGAAACGAGUCAGGUGGCCCGUGUUUGUGACGCCUUGCAAGAGAGUGGAGAAUUCGAACGCCUGGCCCGCUUCUUGUGGUCUCUCCCUCCGUCGCUCACCCUCCGGCAUCACGAAGGCCUCAGCUGUGCCCACUCCACCUGGCAGGACUCCGAGUUGCUAGGCAACCCGCCGCCUUUGGCCUCAUGGCUGGCCCCUUACUGCAACCAAACCCCCGCUGCUUUCCACCUGGAACCCUUCCGGACCCUCAGGCCCGGAGACCGGUUUUUGGGACCGCUGGCCGAUCGUCCUCCUCCUACGCACAAGAAACUGCCGUCUCUGUCACGGGAUCCAGUCCAAGACAGGGAACAGAAAGUGAACGGCUUCAAGGAAAGGACACGGAAUCUACUGCGGGAGUGGUAUCUCCAGGAUCCGUACCCCAACCCCUCCCGUAAAAGGCACCUGGCCCAGGCUACGGGGCUCACCCCCACACAGGUGGGAAACUGGUUUAAGAACCGACGGCAAAGGGAUCGCGCUGCAUCAGCCAAGAACAGGCUUCAGAAGGAGCCCGGUGAAUCUAAGGACCCUCCUCGAAACGAGAGCCCGCCUGGUGCCCCCUGCCAACCAGAGGACAGAAAUACGCACACUAAACAGGGGGGUCCCACUGAACCCACCGAUGACAAAAAGAACAACCAGGGAGCGUUGAAGAAUUGGAGAAACUAACCUGUGCGGGGGCUUUUGAACCCAAGAAAUGACUAGAGGAGGGUGGGAGGUAGGGGGAAAUACGCGACGGUUGGGGGCAGAGAAGGCCACUCAAACGCCGUUGCCCUAGACACGCUGUGGAAUGCCGACAGCUUGCAUUAUAAGAAGAGAUGAGUUCCCUUCUGGAUUCUGGCAUUUCUCUGCAGCGGAGAAAGCUUUGCAAAGUUCCCGAUGUGGAAGAGACAAACAUUGUGGUACCCCAGCUAAAAACAACAACAAACCAUUGACUUGCGAGAAACAAGAGAAAUCAAAUGCAAGCAGAGGCGAGUUUUGGACACAGGCUAGGACGUAGCUUCUCUGGUGCCUCUUUGCAGUUUCUGAGACAGAGAGAGCAAAGUUCCACUCCCCCACCCCGCAAUUCCCCUCUGCAGACCCAUCUGUGAUUUUGAGAAAAUCCCUUCAGACAGCCGUGGGAGUCAGCCAGGUUAACAGGGCAUUUCAUUUAGCGAGACAGCCGGAAAACAUUGAGACUGUUGCGAGGGACAAGCGAGAGAGAAAGAGAGAGCUUGUGAGCGUGUGCAUACAUGUUUAGGAGGAGAAUUUGUGCUCAAAGACGAGCGGCUGAGGGUAAUCCAUGGGGCGGGGGGGUGCACCAUCAGGCUUGGCUGCAGGGUUGCCCACAGCCAGGGGAUGGGUGGAGAUCUCCUGGGAACCCACCCUCCCUGUCCCCAAUCCCUGGCCUUUAUGAAGGAGACUCCAACAGUAUGCCCACCACUUCCUCUUCCGACCUCCCUGAGGGUUGGCCCACCCUCUUGGGCCAGGUUGGCAUCUACCUCCUUAAGAAGAAGAAGAGUUUGGAUUUAUACCCCACCUUUCUCUCCUGUAAGGAGACUCAAGGUGGCCGACAAGCUCCUUUCCUUUCCCCACAACAGACAC